Fragaria vesca subsp. vesca is the source of this 1763-nucleotide messenger RNA. RefSeq names its product protein FAR1-RELATED SEQUENCE 5-like. Lineage: Eukaryota; Viridiplantae; Streptophyta; Magnoliopsida; Rosales; Rosaceae. The transcript is spliced from 3 exons. The coding region runs from base 4 to 1251 and encodes 415 amino acids. The record is from RefSeq and is a predicted model, not a curated record. Gene Ontology annotation, molecular function: zinc ion binding. Gene Ontology annotation, biological process: regulation of DNA-templated transcription.
UCCAUGCAUGGGAAAAAACCAACUUCAGUGAUCACAAAUAGUGAUGAUGCAAUAGGCAAUGUGGUAACAAAUUUGAUACCAAAGGCUAGACACCGACUUUGUGCAUGGCAUGUGGGGAAAAAUGGGUGUCAGAAUUUGGAAGCUGUGGAUACACAGAGACAUUUUUUCUAUUUGAUAUUUGCUGGAUAUAUUAAUGAGGAAUGGGAAAGCGCUUGGCAGUACUUUAUGACAUUGAACCACCUGGAGAACAAUGAAUGGGUAACUAGUAUGUACAAUAAACGUGAAAGGUGGGCAGAGGCCUUUUUUCGAGAUCAUUUUUUUGGAGGAAUAUGCAGCACCCAACGAUGUGACGAGAUGCAUAGAAAUCUUGAAGAAGGUAUUGACUGUUAUAUGAAGCUGUAUGAGGUGUUGCCCCGGAUGGAGAAAACAAUUGAGCGGAUAAGAAAUCAGGUUCUACAGGAUGAUUACCGAUCACAGAACUAUAGCCCAGUAUAUGGAAACCACAUGCGUUGUUUGCAGGAGGAGAUUGGGAAAAAAUUCACCCGUGACAUAUUUCUUUUAAUCAAGGAGCAGAUCAAUUUUGAGUCUAACUUUGUUAUUGGGCAGAGAGGUGUUCAUCCAACAACUGGUGCAUCAUUGAUUUCGCUGAUGCAAUAUGGAAAGCCUGAGAAGAUGUGGAUUGUGUCAUACCAACCUUAUGAAAGCAACCCAACAUUUGUGUGUUCUUGCAAACUGUUUGAGUCUGAUGGAAUUCCCUGUUGUCACAUUUUCGCCGUCAUGAAAUUUGAGAUGCUGACAACAUUGCCAGAAUCCUUGGUGAAUAAAAGGUGGACGAAAGAGGCCACUGUUAAGAGGACAUUAUCAAGUUCUGGUUUGGUUAGUAACAUGUCUGUGCAGAUUGCACGGUAUGGUGAUUUGAUGGCACAAUGUGUUAAAAUCUGCCAUAUGUCUUCCUAUAGUGAGGAGGGGUACGAUGAGACCAGAGAAGCUCUGAGCCAGCUGACAGUACAAUCCCAAAAAUACUGGGGUGGAAGUGAGUUUGAAGACAGUGUCCUUACCCAAAGCCAGCCAGGUGAUUUGACUCGUCACCCCGAAGAAGCCCGGACAUUUGAGUUUUUUGCUGGGUAUGAGAAAAGUAAAAAUGCUGCUUUGGACUCCAAAAUUACUGGACUUCCAGAUUUCUUUCAAUACUUCAGGCCCUUUCCCAAUGUGUGGCCAUCUUUGCGGGCAUCAGUCGCCAAGGGCAAUUAAUCUUUGGAAUCCAGUACAUGGACGUGAAAUUAAGUGCAGAUUUGCAGAUGGGGGCAAUGUCAAGGAUCUAUUAACAAUUUUUAUGGCUACUCCAAAUUCAGGUGUACAUACUAUCAUCUGUUUUCCAGGAAACUGGAAAUAGUUCGGCUACCUCCACAUCAUGCCGUAAACAAGCUUUACUUGAGAACAUGUAACUGAGUUGGUUGUUGUACUCGUGUCAGUGAUGACUGGUUGGCGGAACAAUCUACAUGCAAGAGCUCUAUUUAUUAUGAAUUUUGGAAUCUGCAACGUCUUCUAGUUUUACUUGCUUAUUGUGUAAGAUAACACAGAAAUGUUAGUUCUCCAUUUCACUGGUAGUCAGUUGACAUUUCUACUUCAAGCUGUUCAAGUCUGUUCUAUUCCUCUUGGGGAAUGAUCUAAACCCGGCUCAGUGAGUUUAACAAUAGUGACAGGGACCUUCAUUUACCGUUAUUUGGUCUGAAGUUACAAGAUUACUAGUCAUUCUCUACCCG